GCCACUACGGAUGGAUGUUCUAGAUACCCAAAACCAACCAUUAGCACCAUCGCAAGGCGGAGUUUUUCUGGAUCAGCAAUUGGGAUUUUUCGGUUAGUUGUCGAUUUAACUCCGAGUCAACUGGCCGUGCGGUGUGUGCCAGGGAACAAAGAAAAGGAUUCGGAACAAUAAAGAUCUAGUGCCAAAACGGAUAAUGUCUGCCUACGAGGAAAUGUCGGUGAAGACGCCACGACGUCUGUCACCCAUUUGGUUUCUAGUGCUCACUCUGCUCUUAUUUGCCACCACAUUAACCGUCAUUGCAAUGAUCGAGGCUGGACGGGCAGAAAGUAACUCCAGCGAAGAAAGUGAUCUCCUGAUCCUCACACGUGUGUGGAAUCAUUUUAAAACCGGUGCCGAGAAUGAUACGGAAAUAGCCACAGUGGAACGGAUUGCUAGGGAUGCCGGAAACGGAACUAACCCAAAUCCAUCACUGGCAGAGGAAAGCAGAAACUUUUACGAAGAACAAAGGGCAGUGGUUGUUAACUCACAAAGCAUGGAUCCCGUAAUGGGACAACGGCAGGAUGCCUACGGUCCACCCCAAGGCAGAGAGGAGUCCUACGACCAGGAUCCCUACUAUGAUGUUGCUGAUGAUUACGGACCAGGACGCUAUCCUUAUCCCGAGUCCAAACAAGAGUCUGAAGAGGACGAACGCUUUUACGAUAAGGAUGAUUCGUCAGCGGGAACGGAAGAGGGCAGGUCGUCGCAGGCGCGCCCUUACGAUGCCUAUUACGCACCUUGGUCACAUGGUCAGAGGCCGGCACCAGUUCCUGUGGCUACUCAUGGAGCAGCAGAGGGCAACAACAGGAAGCUUCAGGCGACCCCUAAUAGAUCACCUUAUCCCGCCUACGAUGAGGUGUACGACUAUCCGAUGGGCUUCCAGCCGCGACCUCGUCCGGAAUCUGAGUUGGCCAAGCAAUCGCAGUCCACUCCUGACAAUUCAGUGGCUCAGGUGCAGAGCGAAUCCACCCUGGUCACUGUGCUGAAAAGUCUCAAGCAGAUCUGGGAUCUAUACCAGGCUCUCAUGGGUGCCUGGAAUGCUGUGAGCGAGCGCCAUCAACAGAGCACAGAGAAGUUCCGCCAGGAGCAGGCGGCAAAGCAGGCCGAGAAAAACCGACUGCGUCAGCAGCAGCAGAAGACUAGGAUUAACUCCAAGAAACCUCCAAGUGUCGAGGGAAACAAAAAGAAUCAAACCAAAAAAACCCACCACAACGACAAAAAGUCAGCAACCACGACGACCUCUGCUCCAGAUAGCUCUGAAGAGGAAGAGGAGAAGGAGGCGGAACACUCGGAGAAGAAGGUGGAAAAAGUUGACACUGUGACACCAUCACCUCCAUCCACCAAAAUUGAGGCCAUCAAAGGGGAAAAUGGCAAUCUAAGAUCUGUUCGUGGACUGCGACACAGACGCAAUGCAGAAGAGGAGGAGAAAGGUGAUACGGAUGUGGGUGAGGGUCGCUAUAUCAAGGGCGAUCCUCUUAAGGGAUACUACGAUUUCGUCAUCACAGAGGGCUCCUACAAGUUCUGGGCCGUCUUUCAGGUGGGCACAGCACUAUUGAUCAUCUACUCGACGUUCGCUGCCAUUUACUAUUCCAAGGUGAAUCCGCUGACGAGUGACUACGAUUAUACAGAUUACCUGGGCGGAGUUCGUUCUCUGUCCGGUGGCGACGCAGAUUUUGUGGAUGAUGGCGACGCAGCGACGCCACCGGCCUCGACUACUUCCAACAUUAUGAAGUGGCUGCCACAGACGGCGCACUCCAUCAAGUUUAUCCUAGAUGCCAUCGACAAGGUGCCACUGGAUUUGGACAAAGACAAGGAACCCGGCUGGUCUACGGGAAAACGGAUACGGCGACGGGCAUGAGAUAGGGAACUGAUUAAUAUAUGCGAUAUUUGUUGAUGAAAAUAUAAUAAUGUUGAAGAUAAACUUGA
Molecule: messenger RNA, 1962 nt
Organism: Drosophila eugracilis
Lineage: Eukaryota; Metazoa; Arthropoda; Insecta; Diptera; Drosophilidae
Exons: 3
Coding region: 194-1894 (566 amino acids)
Source: RefSeq, a predicted model, not a curated record